This is a messenger RNA of Camellia sinensis, 1357 nucleotides long. RefSeq names its product F-box/kelch-repeat protein At3g06240-like. NCBI's taxonomy places the organism in Eukaryota, Viridiplantae, Streptophyta, Magnoliopsida, Ericales, Theaceae. The record is from RefSeq and is a predicted model, not a curated record. Gene Ontology annotation, molecular function: protein binding.
AAUUCAAAACAUCACAAGGAAAAAAUAAAUAAAUAAAAAAUAAAAGAAGAAGCAACCCAAACCAUGUCAGAUUACGUACCUCGCGAAGUCUUGAUCGAAAUCCUUGCAAGACUACCAGUGAAGUCUCUGCUUCGAUGCAGUUCAGUUUGCAAAUCUUGGUACUCCUCAAUUACCAACCCAAGUUUCACCACCACACACCUCAAUCAAACUAAAUCAAACACCCAACUACUUAUCAUCAAGUAUACCUUUCUUGUUCCGAAUCAAGAGCGCCAUAUUUCAUGUAGCGAUGACGAAACUUGUUGUGAUGAGUUUGUGGAACUUGAAAACCCAUUUCACAGCUCUAGUAAAUCGUUCAAAAUUGUUGGUUCUUGUAAUGGGUUGUUGUGUAUAUCGGAUUAUCAUGGCUCAGAUUGUGCUUUUCUAUGGAACCCAUCAAUUAGGAGAUUCCUGACACUUCCUGAAUCUGGGUAUUCUGUAACCGAUAGCGAUCUUCAGUUUGUUUUUGGAUUUGGGUUCGACCGCAUUAGUAAUGACUAUAAAGUGGUGAAAAUUGGGUACCUCAAUGACUUAAAGACUCGUGGUAGUGUUCUGUGUAAGAUGGAGCUUUAUGCACUUAGCACGCUUUCUUGGAGACCCAUUUGUGUUGUUGAUUUUCGCUUUGAACUUUCUAUAAAUACCUGGUCUGUGUUUGUGAAUGGGGCUGUUCAUUGGGUUGUAUUUGAUCCAGCAAAGGAGCGUGGUUUUGGGAUCUUGAUUGUGGCAUUUGAUAUGGGCAAUGAGGUGUUUAGGGAGAUGGCUUUGCCAAACUAUCAACCUAAUGGGUGGUUUUAUAGAAACGCGGCUGUUGCAGUAUUGGGUGAGUCACUUGCUGUAAUCAACUUUGAAUCUGAUUUAGUCCCAGCGAACCUAAUGUGUAAUUUCCAUAUAUGGGUAAUGGAAGAAUAUGGUGUCAUAGAGUCAUGGACUAAAUGAUACACAAUCAUUGGACAACGCAUAUUUUUGAAGGUACUGGGUUUUAGAAAGAAUGGCGAUGUGUUAUUUGAAGAUGGUGGAGGUCUAGGAAAAUUGGUUUCAUAUGAUCCACAAAGUCACCAAAUCAAGAAUCUUGGAGUCUAUGGCGACUCAUUUUAUGUGUAUACUUACAUGGAGAGCUUAGUUGCAUUAGAUGGAGCUGAUGGUGUCUAGAAAUCACAUGAGCAAGUGCAUCCCAAUUCUCCUGAUGCAAUUGCCAACGAGGAAGCAUAACAGCGAAACAAGAGGAAUGCAAGAUUCUUUAAAUUAUACCCCACUUGUAGUACUUUAAUUGUUAUAGUUUGUAGCACUUUCGUAUAUUUUUUUAGUGACAUGAUCUACAUAU